CGCAACGUCACAAAUGACACGUAUUGAAAAUGGCGGCCGCGGCUAGGGAGACGUGGUGGGCCUUGCUGCUGUUGUCCUUGUUGCCUGUUGUCAGGCCGUUCUAUGUUCCAGGAGUCGCACCCCGGGACUUCCAGGACGGUGACACGGUAGAUCUUAAGGCCGUGAAGCUGACUAGCUCCCGCACCCAGCUUCCCUAUGAAUACUACUCUCUGCCUUUCUGUAAGCCCGAUUCUAUCUUCUACAAGGGAGAAAACUUGGGUGAGGUAUUACGCGGAGACCGUAUUGUGAAUACCCUCUACAAUGUGGAUAUGAACAAGGACAAGAAAUGUGAGAUGGUAUGCAACGUGAAAAAGCUCAGCGUAGAAGAGAGCAAGCUGGUUGCUGAGCGAAUCCAGGAGGAGUAUUAUGUGCACCUUAUUGCAGACAACCUGCCAGUUGCCACCAGGUUAGAGUUUUACCCCAACAGAGAGGCAGCAGCAGGGGAGGAGGAGCAGAAGAAGGACAUCCAGUUUGAACACGGAUACAGACUGGGCUUUGUCGACAACAACAAGUUUUACCUGCACAACCACCUGUCCUUCAUCCUGUACUUCCACAGGGAGAAGCUGGAGCAGGGGGAUGUUCACAACUACAGGGUGGUGCGCUUUGAGGUUGUACCCCAAAGUGUAAAAGUAGAUGAUCUGAAGCCUGUGGAAAAGGACAAGACUUGCACCUUGCCUGAAGCCAGUGGCUCUGCCGCACAGGAGAUUGACCCGACCAAGGAGAACGGAGUCCUCUUCACCUACUCCGUCCACUGGGAGGAGAGUGAGGUGAAGUGGGCGUCUCGAUGGGACACAUACCUGACCAUGAGCGAUGUUCAGAUCCACUGGUUCUCCAUCGUCAACUCUGUGGUGGUCGUCUUCUUCCUGUCUGGUAUUCUGAGUAUGAUCAUUAUCAGGACUCUGAGGAAGGACAUUGCCAACUACAACAGAGAGGAUGACAUAGAGGACACCAUGGAGGAGUCAGGAUGGAAGAAUGUCCACGGUGAUGUCUUCAGGCCCCCUCAGUAUCCCAUGAUCCUCAGCUCUCUGCUGGGCUCAGGGAUCCAGCUCUUAUGCAUGAUCCUAAUUGUCAUCUUUGUUGCCAUGUUGGGCAUGCUGUCCCCCUCCAGUAGAGGAGCCUUGAUGACCACUGCUUGCUUCCUCUUCAUGUUCAUGGGUGUGUUUGGGGGCUACUUUGCUGGAAGACUGUACCGCACACUGAAGGGCCAUCGGUGGAGGAAAGGAGCCUUUUGUACAGCAACUCUGUAUCCCGCCGUGGUUUUUGGAAUCUGCUUCAUUCUCAACUGUUUCAUCUGGGGGGAGCACUCUUCUGGGGCAGUCCCCUUCACCACCAUGCUGGCCCUGCUCUGCAUGUGGUUCGGUAUCUCCAUGCCCCUGGUCUACCUGGGAUACUACUUCGGCUUCCGCAAGCAGCCUUAUGAUAACCCCGUGCGCACUAACCAGAUCCCCCGGCAGGUGCCCGAGCAGCGCUGGUACAUGAACAAGUUUGUAGGAAUCCUGAUGGCCGGGAUCCUGCCCUUUGGUGCCAUGUUCAUCGAGCUAUUUUUCAUCUUCAGUGCCAUCUGGGAGAAUCAGUUCUAUUACCUCUUCGGCUUCCUCUUCCUGGUUUUCAUCAUCCUGGUGGUGUCCUGCUCUCAGAUCAGCAUAGUGAUGGUUUACUUCCAGCUCUGUGCAGAGGACUACAGGUGGUGGUGGAGAACGUUCCUGGUUUCAGGAGGAUCAGCGUUCUACGUCCUCAUUUACGCCGUCUUCUACUUCAUCAACAAGCUGGACAUUGUGGAGUUCAUCCCCUCCCUCCUGUACUUCGGCUACACCGCCCUGAUGGUGCUGUCCUUCUGGCUGCUAACAGGCACCAUCGGCUUCUACGCAGCCUACAUGUUCAUCAGGAAAAUCUAUGCCGCGGUCAAGAUCGACUGAGGGUCGCUGUCGCUGCUGCUCUCAUUGUUUUCAGUUUUUGUUUUUUCGACACAUUCAGUUUUUUUAAUGUAUAUAUUUUUUAUUCUUCAUGUACAACAAGCACUGACUUGUGUGUAGAGGGAGCGAGACAGGUGAUCUUUGGCCUCAUGGGGAACAACAGUCAGGUGGUAAACCAGCUGUGUCUCUCUCUCGCUCUCUCUAGCUCCCCCCCCCCCUCUUUCACCAGGACCGAGACUCAUGAAUCCUCUGAUGGGACACUUCAUGUCUCCUGCUGUUUCACCUUGCACACAACACAGUGGGCCAAAGCUUGUCAAACAAUGGUUUCCGCAAAUUUUUGUCUUUUUAUUUGUCGAGUCUAACUUAUCGUGGUUUUUAUUUUUGUCAUCACAGGAUUUUUCUUUUCUUUUCAAUCAUCUUCUGCCAGGUUAUUGCUCUGAUUUCCUUCCAUAAAUUCUAUCUUUUCUCUUUCCAUUGUCUCUGUUUCCAAAUAGUUUCCUCUCAGAGACUCUGGGGAUCAGGGAAGGAUUGUGGAGUCUAACUGUGGUUAUACUGUUGACUUUCUUGUGUCGUAAGGAUGCGGAUGGAAAUUAUGCUGGGAUUAAUACAUUGCAACACAAGAAAGGAUACAUUAAAUGUUCUAUUAUUUUGACCCCAGUUUCCAUGUGUGACCAUGUUAACCACAUCUGAAAUCUAGAUAUUCGCCGCUCAUUCCAAAACAAUGAGUCUCUUAUAAAUGUCGACUUAUUGGUCCAUUUGCUCUAAAUGAUGCAGAUCAACUCAGAAUGGGACUGUGAACCCGAUGCCCUGAAGCGGUGAACUGCUGGGUGAAGCCACUGGAGAUGGAGGAAAGGAAAAAAGAUGCAGUCAACACGAAAAUGACAAGGACGUUUUGUAUUUGGAAAUCUACAAUGCGAAAUAGUUUGAAGCUUCCCCGGUAGAAACGUCCAGAAAAAGCCGUGCCGUGUGUAGCCUUAGCAGAGCCUGCUGAACUAUGCAGUAAUGGAAAGAAAACUGUUUGUGAAGGUUGUUUUUAAGGACCAUUUUUGUUGAGUCUCAUUUCUUUAAGUUCAAUUAUGAUAUAUGAAACAUUUCUGUGUGUAAUGUGACAGCCUUCUGGAUCAUAUCCUUGUUUCAGAAAACAUUUCACAUUGCUGGAGUGUCCUGUGUUGCAGAGCAUUGACAUGUUCUUAAUAGAUCUGUAUAGUAAUACUGUAUUCUUAAAUUACAGCUCACAUUUUUUACCUUC
Trematomus bernacchii (emerald rockcod) is the source of this 3201-nucleotide messenger RNA. It is a transcript of the gene tm9sf4, whose product is annotated as transmembrane 9 superfamily protein member 4. Lineage: Eukaryota; Metazoa; Chordata; Actinopteri; Perciformes; Nototheniidae. The coding region runs from base 30 to 1955 and encodes 641 amino acids. Gene Ontology annotation, cellular component: membrane. The transcript has 18 exons. Gene Ontology annotation, biological process: protein localization to membrane. The record is from RefSeq and is a predicted model, not a curated record.